This is a messenger RNA of Melopsittacus undulatus (budgerigar), 2063 nucleotides long. It is a transcript of the gene FAM53B, whose product is annotated as family with sequence similarity 53 member B. Gene Ontology annotation, cellular component: nucleus. The record is from RefSeq and is a predicted model, not a curated record. Bases 227 to 1354 code for a protein of 375 amino acids. The transcript is spliced from 5 exons. Lineage: Eukaryota; Metazoa; Chordata; Aves; Psittaciformes; Psittaculidae. Gene Ontology annotation, biological process: protein import into nucleus; positive regulation of canonical Wnt signaling pathway.
CGGCGGCGGCGGCAGAGCAGCGCCGAGAGCCGGCCCGGCCGGGCCGCGCCGCCGCCACCACGGGAGUUUUCCACACUCAGAGGCUGUUCCUGCACAUCCCCCAAGGAGCUGCUGGGGCUGAACCUUUCCUGGAGGAACAUGGAUUGAAAGAGGAGCUUCACCAGACCUCAGCUGCUGGUGCCCUUCACCUGGACCCCGAUGGACUCCGCGUCAGGACUGCAUUACCAUGGUGAUGAUCUUAACCAAAACACGGCAAAACAAAGGUGCUGACUCCGUAACAUGCAGGACUGAGCUGCACACUCCAAAGAUGAGUCAAGGACCUACCCUCUUCUCUUGUGGCGUGAUGGAAAAUGACAGAUGGAGAGACCUCAGCAGGAAGUGUCCCCUCCAGCUGGAGCAGCCGGGAGCCAGCAUCUGGGACUGCUUGUCGGACAAGGGCGAGGAGGGCUCGCGCUGGCCCAGGGACACAGCCACCACUUGCUCCGUCACCAACCUCAUCAAAGACCUCAGCCUCAGCGACCCCCAUGGCAACCCCUCGGCCCCCCCCAGCAAGCGCCAGUGCCGCUCGCUCUCCUUUUCGGAUGAGAUGUCCGGUUGUGGCUCCUCCUGGAGACCUCUGGGCUCCAAGGUGUGGACGCCAGUGGAGAAGCGGCGGUGCUACAGCGGGGGCAGCGUGCAGCGCUACUCCAAUGGCUUCACCACCAUGCAGAGGAGCUCCAGCUUCAGCCUCCCAUCGCGGUCCAACCCAAUGUGCUGCGAGCAUCCCGUCCUCAGCAGCCGGCUGGGAUGCCAGCCGAGGAGAUCAGCCCCCGGCGGGCACAGGAUGGACAUGCAGAGGUCCCUGUCCUGCUCCCAUGACCACUUCUCCUCCUCCUCGGAGUGCUGUGUGCCGUCGGCGAGCAGCACUCCUGCCUCCACACCGGAGCUGGGCCGGAGGGCAGGGGGGCUCUCCCGGAGCCGAUCCCAGCCCUGCGUCCUCAAUGACAAAAAGGUUGGGGUCAAGCGGCGGAGACCGGAGGAGGUUCAGGAGCAACGGCCCUCGCUGGACCUUGCCAAGAUGACGCAGAACCGACAGACAUUCAACAGCCUCACCUGCCUUAGCGCCGCGGCCGAGGACGGCUCCCACCGCAUCCCAGCCCCACAUCCAUGGCCUGCAGCCCCCUGCUCCCCGGAGGUGAUGCCAGGCAGGACCCCAGCCUGCACCCCAGUGCCGGAGCCUCCCCGGGCCAGCAGGGAUGACCUGUCCUGUGAGGAUGAGGAGGAUGCUGCCGCAUGGCGCAGCGCUGGCACCGGCACCGACAGCCUCUUCCAGCUGGAUGGAGAGCUUGACAUCGAGCAGAUAGAGAACAACUGAGGAGGGAACGGGUCCUCUAGCCCCGGUGUCAGCAGAGCCAGGCAGGGCUCCCCAUUGCCAGCAAUGGGGCUGUGGGAUCCUGCCACUGGUCCCCUCCGGAGGGGACGAAGCAGCUUUGCCAAAACUUCAUCAGGUAUUUAGAGCAAUUUGUGUGCAUGCGUGUGUAAAUCUUGACAUUCUUUGUAACUACUGUAGCCAGAGCUCAGCUAGGUGGGGGAACUGCCUUGUCCAACUGGGAACUGCCUUGUCCAACUGGGAACACCAGGCAUGGGGAUGCCCAAAAGCUCGCCUUUAGUGAGUAAGUGGCGUUUACCAACCAGGUUGGAGCUGAUGGCGCUGGCCACACUCCCCUGUGCUUGUUAAAGGGAUGCACAAGGAGAAACACCACCCAUGGGACUGGAAAACUGGGGGGAAACCAGGAUAUUGAGGUUUUCAAACCAAGCAGUGGCUGCAGGGGAGGCUGCGGCUCCUGCUGCACCAUCCUGUGCAGCCCCAGCACCCCACAGCCCCAGCAGUGCCAUGAGGAGGAAACCACAAGUGAAGAGUUUUGCUUACAUUUCCUAUUGGUGAGAGAUGGAUUUUUACUUCUUUUUCCUUAUUUUCCUUUUCCUGAUGAGGAAUUAAAGGGACCCCUGCCCCAUCAUGUGGGGCAGCAUCUGCAGCCGUGCUUGGUGGGUGCAACCCAAGGAUGCUGCAAUGCCUUCUUUCC